Cydia fagiglandana is the source of this 3296-nucleotide messenger RNA. RefSeq lists its product as uncharacterized. Lineage: Eukaryota; Metazoa; Arthropoda; Insecta; Lepidoptera; Tortricidae. Gene Ontology annotation, biological process: DNA integration. Gene Ontology annotation, molecular function: nucleic acid binding. The transcript has a single exon. The record is from RefSeq and is a predicted model, not a curated record. The coding region runs from base 90 to 3290 and encodes 1066 amino acids.
ACGUCACUAAUAGCGAGGAGGAUAAUAUUUGCGAAAAACACUUUUUAGAUAAUACGCGGCGUUUAGAUAACGGUCGAUUCUUAGUUAAAAUGCCGUUACGUGAAAAUCCGGAAACCGCACUUGGCGAUAGUUUUAAUAUGGCGAAAAAACGAUUCUUGAACUUAGAAACUAGAUUGGAAAAAAAUCAAGUACUUAAAAAACAGUAUUGCGACUUUAUCAAGGAGUACGAAGAACUAGGUCACUUGAGUAAAAUUGACAAGCCCGACUUCGGUUAUUACGCCCCCCACCACCCAAUUAUUCGUGACAGCGAAACUACAAAAUUGCGGGUAGUUUUUGACUGUAGUGCUAAAUCAAGCACACAAAUAUCCCUUAAUGAUAUACAGCAUAUAGGACCCGUUAUACAGGAUGAAUUAUUCGAUAUCUUGAUUAGGUUUCGGCAACAUAAAUUUGUUUUGUCCGGGGACAUACAAAAAAUGUACCGGCAGAUUGUCUUGGACGAAUCGCAGCGCCAUCUACAAUUAAUCCUUUGGAGGGACGAUAAAACCAAACCGCUUGAUGUACUUAGGCUAAAUACGGUGACUUAUGGUACCAGCUCAGCGCCUUUCUUAAGCGCUAGGUGUAUAGUACAGUUGGCAAAUGAAUGUCCCGACAAAGUAGUGUCAGAAAUAAUUAAACAUGAUUUUUAUUAUGAUGAUUUCCUGAGUGGCGCUGAGAGUGAAAACGAGCUAAGGCACAUUUACAAGAUAGUUAAAGAAACGCUUGCCUCAGCUUGCUUUCCUAUUCACAAAUUUCGAACAAAUUGUCCACAAAUUUUCGAAGAUGACUGUACUUCAACUCAGUCAUUAGAUUUAAAUAAACAAGCCAGCGUCUUAGGCUUAAUUUGGUCUCCUGAUCAUGAUAACCUACAGUUUUCAGUAAAAUUGGACAAAAAUACUUGUGCCAUAACAAAGCGGGUAAUUUUGUCCAAUACUUGCAAAAUAUUUGACCCACUGGGCUUGCUCAGCGCAUGCACAAUAAAGCUAAAAAUAUUACUUCAAAAUUUAUGGAUUCUUAAAUUAUCUUGGGAAGAUGAAGUACCAAUGGACGUAAAAAAAAUCUGGCUUAAAUUUUUAUCAAACGUGCAUGUUCUGGCGAGCCUAAAGGUACCUAGACACGUUUUGUGUUCUAGCCCAACUUCAAUUGAGAUGCAUUGUUUUGUGGAUGCUUCUCAAGCCGCUUAUGCGGCGUGUAUCUACUUGCGGUCGACAGAUGGCGCUGGCAAUGUGACUAUUAAUCUUGUAUGUGCCAAAACGCGCGUGGCCCCAAUUAGGGCACUAUUAACGAUCCCAAAACUUGAAUUAUCGGGAGCGCUGCUAGGCGCGCGACUAGCAGCCAAGGUCACCAAUGCAUUGCGCUGUUCUCUGGAUCGCAAGGUUUUCUGGACCGACAGUUCCGUGGCGUUGGGCUGGAUACGCAACAGACCAAAACUAUUUAAGGCUUUUGUAUCGAAUCGUGUUAAUGAUAUACAUGAAUUAACUACCAGAGAUUCCUGGCGGCAUGUGCCAACCGCCUUAAAUCCUGCGGACUUGGCCUCGCGAGGAGUCGAACCUGGCCAAUUGCCAGAACUGAAUUUAUGGUGGCAUGGCCCAUCCUUUUUAUUACAUGAUGAGAGUAGCUGGCCACAGAAUAUAGGUUCUAUAUAUACCAAUUUACCUGAAAGGAAAGAGCAGAGCGAUAACUCAAUAUUUGCCAUGAUUAAUAUUGAGCAAUCGCCCUUGAUAAGAUUUGAAAACUAUUCCAAGGCAAAUAAAUUAAAACGAAUUGUAGCAUACAUCUUUCGCUUUAUUCACAACUGUAAAAACCCUAAAACUAAAACAAAAGGAACCUUAACAUUAGAAGAAAUAAACAACGCAUUAACCUACUUAGUAAAACUAUCACAAAAUCAAACUUAUGCUACAGAAUUAACUACACUUUUACAGGGAAAGAAGCUUAAAACUAAAUCAUAUCUGUUGCAGUUAGCUGCAUUUGUUGACGGUGACAGCGUAAUUAGAGUAGGUGGUCGCUUACAAAAUGCCGAUUGCGAUUACGAAAAAAAGCACCCGAUCCUAUUGGACGGUAAGCAUCACUUCACACGGCUCUUGAUGGAAGGCGAACACCUACGUCUACUACAUGCUGGCCCUCAGUUGCUCCUUAGCUCCAUACGCGACGAAUUCUGGCCAGUAGGCGGUCGGGCGUUAGCGCGUAGCGUUGUUCAUAAAUGCGUAACAUGCGUACGACUUCGAGGUGAAGCUAUGAAGCCACUGAUGGGCAAUCUACCUGCAGAUAGGGUUACUUCGUUUUACCCCUUCCAGGUAUGCGGCCUUGAUUUUGCGGGACCCUUCAUGAUUUCCAGCAAAAAGGGAAAGGGUAACCGCAUAACAAAAUGCUAUUUAAACAUUUUUGUCUGCUUUGCAACUAAGGCCGUCCACCUGGAAGCAGUCAGCGAUCUUAGCACUAAUGCCUUCAUCCUAAGCUUACGUCGUUUUGUGGCUCGUAGAUGUAGACCGCAUACAAUUUAUUGCGACAAUGGCACUAACUUUGUUGGGGCAAAUAACGAAUUGGGUAGAAUGCUAAGAUCCGCUCAAAAUUCAGUUUAUGAGUUUGGCAAUGAGGAACACAUUAAAUUCAUUUUUUCUCCUCCCUACUCUCCUACUUUCGGUGGAAUUUGGGAAGCAGCUGUUAAAUCGGCCAAGUUCCACCUAAAGCGAAUUAUGGGUAACGCUAGUCUGACGUUUGAGGAGCUGAGCACGUUAUUUUCUCAAAUUGAGUCGAUCCUGAACAGCAGACCCCUCACUCCUUUCUCGUCAGACCCUACUGAUCUUUACCCUCUGACUCCAGGGCACUUUCUGGUGGGGAGACCCAUGACUUCACUGCCGUCACCCCCCGUUUGUCUUAAAAACCCUGAUAGGUACCAGAGGAUCGAGCAGCUGCGCCAGCAUUUCUGGCAAAGAUGGCGGAACGAAUACUUGGCCGAGUUGCAGCAACGUACCAAAUGGCGCCAGAGGCAGAAGGAGCUCAAGGUUGGAGACCUGGUGGUGUUCAAGGAGGAGAACACCCCACCACUCAAAUGGAGACUCGGGAGAGUCCUACACCUUUAUCCAGGAGCUGACGGAGUCUGCAGGGUUGCAGAUUUCACCACGCAGAAGGGCGUGGUCAGAAGAGCACUCAACCGAGUGUGCCCCCUCCCCUGCAUGAACGAUCUUGAAAGCAGCAGCUUUCAAGGGGGGCAGGUUGUUAACGCACCAGCGGUCAAACCAGUCCCCGAGGGGUGAGGGCCA